UCUACCCCUUUGAUUUCAUUCUUCUAUAUUCUCUUUACUUUUCACUUUUCUUCUCUUUUAAGACUUCAAUUUUAAUCUUUCCCUCGUUUUUACUUUGAUUGCUAUUGCUACCCCUUCAACCCUUAAUCUUCCAGAUCGGUUUAAACUUCAUUUUUUCGGGGGAAUUUCACCUCAUAAUUUUCUACCCACUAAUUGUUUUACUUCAUUUAUCUCUAAAUUGCUUUACUUUCUUCCUGGGUUUCUUCUCAACAGCCUUGAACUGGAAAUGGCGGCGGGUGAAGAUAUUGCAAUGUCGGGUUUGAAGUCUCUGUCGGGUCAAUCUUGUGAUACAUGGAAGGAAGGAAUGGAAAGAAACCAAUCUCAAGUCGAUGUAUUGCAAGAAAAGGUUAAUGAGAUAAAGGCGAGUAUACAGGGUUCAGAGGAAGAUUCGAAGAAGGAAUUAGAGGUUUUGUGGAGAAGAGUCAAGACUACUGCUACGUUGCUGACAUACUUAAAGUCGAAAGCUAGAAUCAUGGCUAUUCCUCAUUUAGCUCAUACGUCGUGUGGAAUCAAAAAGUUGGAUGGGGUAGGGGUUGUUGACAAAGAUGGGGUUCCGUUAUCGGAUUGGUCUAGGAAUGUCGAUCUUUCUUCUUUUGAUGAAGAAGAUGCAGAAUCUUGGAUAGGAAUUAGCCGUCAUCAAGGUUUGUUGGACGAACAGGACGCUGUUUAUAUAGGUGAGAUACUGAACUCUGUUCAGAUGGUCACUGAUGUGAUGGAAGCUCUUGUGAAAAGGGUUUUAUUGGCGGAAUCGGAAACUGCACUUGAAAAGGAAAAAGUGAGUUUAGGUCAAGAAAAAAUUAUGCUAAAGUCUGCUCAGUUAGAGAACAUGUCUAUGAAAUUAGAGGAGAUGGAGCGUUUUGCUUCGGGUACAAAUAGUAUUUUGAACGAUAUGCGGCAAAGAGUUGCGGAUUUGAUGGAAGAAACAACUAGACAGAGAGAGAGAGCUGCUGAAAAUGAAGAAGAGCUUAGUCGAGUGAAACAGGAAUUUGUUUCUCUCAAGUCAUAUGUUAGUAGUCUAAUCACAGUGAGGGAAACUUUACUAUCCUCAGAAAAGCAAUUCCAAACUAUUGAGAAGCUGUUUGAACGGCUAGUUGGAAAGACUACUCAAUUGGAGGGUGAGAAAAUGCAGAAAGAAGCUGAAGUUCAGAAACUUAUGGAAGAGAAUGUGAAGCUGAGUACUUUGCUCGACAAGAAAGAAGCUCAACUUCUGGCAUUGAAUGAACAAUGUAAGAUGAUGGCUUUGAGCGCUUCAAACAUGUAAAUGCUAUUUGUACUCUAGAGAACUUGUUUGAGGCCCGACUAUUUCUGAAAAAAAGCAUCAAUGGAGAGCUCCAUAAACAUCAUUAAUGCCCUUUUUUUUUUUUUUCAUUUUCUGGUGUCAUUUCUCUAUGCCUUUUCAGAAUUGAAUGCGGGAAAUAUUUUUCCGUGGAAUGUAAACUUGGUGUGCUUUCAUUCAUGAGAAAAACAUAUAAAAUGUCUCUUCACUGUAAACUGAAUCAUUAAACCUCACAUCACGAUUAAUCCAUCA
Molecule: messenger RNA, 1567 nt
Organism: Medicago truncatula (barrel medic)
Lineage: Eukaryota; Viridiplantae; Streptophyta; Magnoliopsida; Fabales; Fabaceae
Exons: 3
Coding region: 266-1300 (344 amino acids)
Biological process (GO): negative gravitropism; response to red or far red light
Source: RefSeq, a predicted model, not a curated record